Messenger RNA from Dioszegia hungarica, 1209 nucleotides. RefSeq lists its product as uncharacterized. The record is from RefSeq and is a predicted model, not a curated record. NCBI's taxonomy places the organism in Eukaryota, Fungi, Basidiomycota, Tremellomycetes, Tremellales, Bulleribasidiaceae. The transcript is spliced from 5 exons. Bases 1 to 1209 code for a protein of 402 amino acids.
AUGCGUCCCGUCAUUGUUCUAUCGAUGAUCCUUCCGCUCGUACUGGCGCACACAUCAGGGAUGGACCGGCGCACCAGGCAUCCGGAUGCCAAGAGGCAGCUCCUAGGUGGCGGCGAGGAAGACCCAGAUACAGCUUCGACAUCAUCCUUUGCGGUCGUUGCUCCUCCUCGGUCUACCACGCCUCCCGUUGUCGCCACGUCAACGCCGGUUGGGACGACGGCCCGCCCUACAUCCUCCAGGAGUAGCGUGCUGCCAACUAGCGUAAUCGGGACGAGUAGUGCGGUGUCGCCUACUGGGGCGGCGGUAUCAGGGUCGGGGUCGUUGAGUGGGAGUGCGUCAGCGUCGAGCGUGUCUGGGUCGCUGAGCGGCUCAAUGUCUGCGAGUGCAAACGCAACAUCAUCCGCCUCGUCCUCCGCAGCUGCCGCUUCUUCAUCCGCCUCAUCAUCCAUGUCCGUGUCUCAAAUCCUCCACACGUCGGUAGACGAAGGCGGCCGCGUCGUCAUCGUCACGCAAUAUUACACUCCCUCCGCCUCCCCCGUCUCGUCCGCCGCAGCCGCAGCUUCCUCUUCCUCCCCACCCACGACCGACGCCCCCGCGCUGUCCAUCCCCGCCAUCAUCGGUAUCUCGGUCGCUGUCGGUGUGGUCAUUCUCGGCCUGAUCGGAUGUGCUGUGUGGCGGAUGAAGAGGCGCGGGAGCGAUGAGGACGAGGCGAUCCGAUGGCCGGAACUCAAUAGGCACGGCGAUAGCGAUACGCAUCACGCCCUUCCUGCUCGCGCUACAGGCAAACACGGGAUCGAGACCGAUGCUCUCGAACGUUCCCUCUCCAACUCGUCCGAUGUCUACAUGUCCCAAACACACCACGCCCGACCCCCAUCCAUGCCCAUGGCGCUCAACGGCUCCAACUUCGGCGCGACCUCUGCCCUCGACUACGACUACGCCGAGAAGGACCUCACGCCCAAUCCGUCCCCGCCCGUCACUCACGCCGUGGGGUACGACUAUGGCUACCCCGCAUAUCCGGUUCAUCCCGCUGGCGUGCAUGGUGUUGCGGAUGGGUAUGAGCACGAGGACUAUGCGAACCUUCCACCUCCGAUGGGGACGCAGUCAAACACUACUCCUGCGGGAUUGUAUGAGAGCGAUUCGGAGGGAGAUCAUUUGGGUGCAGGGGGUGCGAAAGUAGGGGCCGGGGCGCCGCCGGUUUAUAGGGGCUAG